Anopheles darlingi is the source of this 3278-nucleotide messenger RNA. RefSeq names its product integrin beta-nu (gene Itgbn). The record is from RefSeq and is a predicted model, not a curated record. Gene Ontology annotation, biological process: cell migration; cell adhesion mediated by integrin; integrin-mediated signaling pathway. The transcript has 8 exons. Gene Ontology annotation, molecular function: integrin binding. Lineage: Eukaryota; Metazoa; Arthropoda; Insecta; Diptera; Culicidae. The coding region runs from base 193 to 2598 and encodes 801 amino acids. Gene Ontology annotation, cellular component: cell surface; integrin complex; focal adhesion.
UAGAUUUUUGAUAACGAGGUAUCGUUGGCGACGCACUGCUGUGCCUGCAUAUAGUAAGAGAUUGGCAUUUGGUGUGAUAAGUAGUGAAUACAAUAUUUCAAACGGUUCAAGCGAGUUUAGCUAAAUAAUGAAAAACCAAAUUAUUUUUCUUAUUUGGAAUUGAAGAUUUUUUGUUUAUUAUAAGAUACAAUUAUGGUUUCGAUAACUUUAUCGAUUUUAGUUUCCAUGUUGUUGAUGAUUUCAGUGCCACGGUCGGGGCGUGCCCAAAUUGCAACAAUCGUCGACACAUCAAAAUGUUUUUUUCAAACCAACUACUACGAUUGUCUUGAUGCAGAUGAACAAUGUGCUUGGUGUACCGAUGAACUGUAUGAAAUGCGUAAAUAUCGUUGUAUGCACGAGGAAAAACUGUUGGCUUCGAACUGUAGUGCAUCGAAAAUUCUGACCAACGAUAAUUACCAGUUCAUCGAAACACUUCUUAACGAACCACACAGAGAUUUCGAUGAAAAAAUGCAAGCCAUUCAAAUAAGUCCACAAAAAGUAAGGUUUGUCCUCGGAAAGUUGGCUGCCAGAACGGUCACCGUUACGUAUAAGCCAGCGAAAAAUUAUCCACUUGACAUGUACUAUCUUAUGGAUUUAACCUGGUCUAUGCGAGACGACAAAGCAAAUCUGGAAAAAAUGGGCAGUGAAUUAGCUUUAGCUUUGGCAAACCUCACUGCUAAUUACAGGCUGGGCUUUGGAAGCUUUGCUGAUAAACCCGCUAUGCCAUUCAUACAAUCUGAACCGCACCGAUUGGCAAAUCCGUGCUAUUCAGAAAACGAACAAUGCGAGCCAACAUAUGGAUUUCGUCACCGUUUAAGAAUCUCAAGCGAUAUUGAUAGCUUUAUCGAGCAGGUGAAGCAGAGCAAUGUCACCGGUAACAUCGAUAACUUGGAGGCUGGACUUGAUGCGCUCAUGCAGGUACUGGUUUGCGAAAAGCAAAUCGGCUGGGGAUCGAACACACGGAAGAUAGUCGUCAUCGCGACCGAUAGCUUAUUGCACAUGGCGGGCGAUGGAUUGCUAGCAGGAAUCAUACGAGACAACGAUAAGCAAUGUCAUUUAUCCGACGAUGGGAACUUUGUUCAGGAGUUGCAGUAUGAUUACCCAUCGUUGGAACAGAUAUGGCGUGUUCUAGAAAAAACGAAAACGGCCGUGAUUUUUGCAGUAACAGACGAGAAGCAAACCUACUACAAACGUUUAAGUGCACUUGUUCCAGAGUUUACGAGUGUUGGUCAACUACAGGACGAUUCUUCCAACAUCAUUCAGUUAGUGAAGGAUGGGUAUCGUGAGUUUGUAAACCGAAUAAUGUUUACUGACGAUGCUCCUGAUUACAUUCAAUUAAAAUACUUGACCGAUUGCGGAGGAAUGUAUGAAACCCCUCAACCCAUUUAUCGUUGUAGUAACAUAGAAACUGGGAAGGAAUAUAAUAUUGAUGUUGAAGUGCGCCUUUUGGAUUACCCCAAGGACCCAUCGAUUUCAGAACUAACGAUUCACAUCGAAGAGAAGUUGAUUAGCAAUGAAGCAAUAGAAUUACAAAUUCAAUUAAGAUCCAACUGCACCAAACAUAAGAUGGUGGCAAGUGAGUUGUGUAACUAUCAAGGCGAUUUCGUUUGUGGUUUAUGCCAAUGCUAUACUGGAUGGAUUGGCAAAACCUGUGAGUGCAAUCUGCAGAAUUCCUUAAAUCGCAAAGAGCUGCUAAAGCAGUGUGUCGCGCCCAGCAGUAUGGACGAUCUAGGAGAUGAAAUAGCUUGCUCCGACCGCGGUGAAUGUUUGUGUGGACAAUGUUUCUGUGAAGCUCCUUUUGAUGGAGAGUAUUGUGAGUGUACUAGCUGCACAGAGCUGAAUGGCGUGUCCUGCGGAGGUCCAGAACGUGGUGUUUGUGUUUGCGGCAAAUGUAGCUGCUAUAAUUCGUGGAGCGGGGAUAACUGCGACUGCUCCACCGACACAAGCACGUGUAAAGCACCUUUGAGUGACGAAAUUUGCUCGGGCCACGGUACUUGCGACUGCGGUAUAUGUCACUGUAAUGAAUCAUUUCAUGGAAAUUAUUGUGAAACGAAGUACGGAGAGCAGUCUCCGAUGUGUUUGAGUUUCGAGGAAUGCGUUAGAUGCGUGGUACAAGAAAAGCAUGAUAAGCAAUGCGAGGACAAAGAAGCACGGUGUCGCCAAAAUGACUAUUUUUAUCAGGUGCACUUCUCGAGUAAUGUAGAUGAGUCACACCAAUGCGUGUUUAGAUACAAAGUUGACGAACGUGUUUGCGAUUACAAUUAUUCGUACGAGAGUAUCGGGAAAUAUCAAACGCUGAUCAAAAUACAAGAUGUACAAUGUAAGGGAGUAGUAUCAGCCGGAAUAUACGUGUCUUUUAUUGUAUUGCUCGUUUUUGUCGUUGGCGUUCUUGGUGUGUUAGCCUACCGACUGAAAACUUGGUAUGAAGACAAGGCCAUAUUUGCCAAAUUCGAAAAAGAGAGAGCACAGGAAACGGAAUAUCGUGAAUUAAGCCCAAUUUAUAGAUCUCCGAUCAGCAGUUUUCAAGUACCCCCAGAAAUGGAAACAACAGUACUAUAAUAAAAUAUCAUUUAAACACUACAUCACUAUAAUACGAUACCAUUAGAAAAUAUGAACACCAUUGCAUAGUUGUCGAAGUGGGUAUACUUAUAGCUAUAGCGCUCUGCGCUCAGCAACUUGAAACAAAUAUUACAAUAAAACGAAACACUAACUAUCUUCCUGAAUGACUCCGAAUCCAUUCAAUCCUUUCUAUCUUGACCCGCGGCAAACAUGUAAAAAUUAACAGACAUUUUCCAAUUAUGCAUCUCUUUUUAUCACUAUUUGCCAGGUAGCCGCGUCGAGUUUUUAGAAAAAUUGUUGAUACUUUUUUUUUGAAUAAUUAAAUAUAAAAUAAUUUAAAUGUAAAACUCGCUUUUUGAGGCAACAUAUCAGAAAAAGCAUAACUUUUUCAACUUAAAAAAUCUGUCAAAAAUCGAAAAGAAGAAAUUCAACAAAAUCUCGACGGCACUACCUGGAUAAACUUAUAAUCUAAUAAAAACAUAUUGAUUUGUAUAUUUCUGAUGACCCGGCACGUGGUUACGAUGGGUACCUCCAAAACUACAUUUUUGCAAACUCGCCUUUCUAUAUUGGAUGCCAUAAACGUAGUUUUUAAUAAAUCUUUCCCAAAAUAUAACCAAAUACUUUUGAAAAAUUGUAGUUUAAUAUGACAUAUUUUUUAAAAAAUAAAUUGGAAUGGUUUC